Osmerus eperlanus (European smelt) is the source of this 3323-nucleotide messenger RNA. RefSeq names its product transmembrane protein 94 (gene tmem94). Bases 413 to 3226 code for a protein of 937 amino acids. The record is from RefSeq and is a predicted model, not a curated record. NCBI's taxonomy places the organism in Eukaryota, Metazoa, Chordata, Actinopteri, Osmeriformes, Osmeridae. The transcript is spliced from 21 exons.
CCUUCUUUCCCGUUUCUGAAUAUGGCCGUUUAUCGUAAGGGAUACGCCGUCACUGGCAGCCUUAAGUGAGAGAGUUGGAUUAAAACACGGUGUUUGAGGAAGAAGAUACGAGCGCACCCUGUAAAGACUCCUCCACCUCCAGCAGCAAACAAGGCUCCGCACUGCUGCCUGACCCCCACCGCCUCUGAUACGUCUCCCAACUACAACUCCCAGGCUGCUGUGCUGCAGGCGUGCGUCUGCCAUAGCCUUCCCUCAGACUGGCAGAGCCGGCUGGGUCAGGGGCUCUGGGAGGAGGUCAGGGGUUGCGCCGGACGAGGGCCCUCCGAGGUCAAAGGUCGUCAGGGAGGGGGAGACGCGCACGACAUUGCUAGGGCGUGCAGGCCCUGGAGCAUGUUGAGUGGCUGCCGUUGCCAUGGAGCUGCAGGAUAAGAAGCAGGAGGAGGGGGUUGUGUCUCUGGGUCUGGCCACAGGAGAGGCUCUCCUCACCCUGAAGGAGCAGCUGAGCGGUCUGCUGGAGCAGCACCAGAAGACAGGCCGCAGACGCUGCUCUGUGCAGGAGCAAUGGGCGAAGAGCUUCCUUCACCAUGGUAACCGCCAUUCCUGCCUCCAUUGGCCGGGAGCCGCCCUCACGCUGCUGGUGGUUUUGGGAUUGCUCUGUUGCUAUGGCAGCCAGCCUCUGGGCAGUCGGGGUCUGGAGGUGGCGAGCGCCCUGGCUCUCCUGCUGCUGCUGCUGCUGAACCUGUGGCUGGUGGGACGACAGCAGAGGCUGAAGAAGAGCGAGAUGGUUCGCCGUCUGAGGAACAUCAUCACGCAGAUGGAUGACUACAUGUCAGGCUGUGCGGCAGAGAGCGUGCGCUGGUCUCCCUCCCUCUACCCUGACCUGUACACGCCCUCGUCUCCCUCCUGGUCUCUCCACUGGACCUACCGCGACUCCCAGCUGGUCAACCUGCCCGUGGCGUUGCUGGUGGAGGGGGACGUGAUCGCCCUGCGCCCCGGCCAGGAGGCCUUCGCCUCGCUCAGGGGCAUCAAGGAUGACGAGCAUAUCGUUCUGGAGCCAGGAGACCUGUUCCCCCCCUUCUCCCCCCCUCCCUCCCCCCGGGCCAGUGAGAAGAGGGGCCCCCAGAGCCCCCAGCAGCAACGCCUCUUCCGGGUGGUCCGCACCCCCAUACUGGACAGUGUCAGGAACAGCCUGGACCUGGCUCUGUCUGGGCCAAUCACGUCGCUGGAUAAUGAGCGCUUCACAGUGCAGUCCAUCAUGGCCAAGCUGGCCUGUCCCAUCGUCCUGGUGGCGUUCUUGCUGGUGAACACGGUGCGGUUCUUCUGCGACGCGCCCAACCUCACCCCCGCCUGCUGGCACCUCCUCCAGCUACAGCUGCUAGGCGUGCUGCCCAUCCUGCCUCUCCUGUUCCCAGUGCUCUGGGUCCUGGUCAACGCCUACGGGGAGGCCCGCGUCCUAGCAGAGUCCAGCCGCGCCUCUCCCACCGGCCUGCUUGCUAAGUUUUCUGAGGACACUCUAAGCAGCUACACAGAAGUGGUGUCCUCCCAGGAGAUGCUGCGGUGUGUGUGGAGACACCUGGUGGCCAUCCUGAAGGGGGAGUCUCAGACCCUCUGCUAUACAUCCAGCCUGCUACACUCACUGGGGUCUGUCACUGUACUGUGCUGUGUGGAUAAGCAGGGCAUCUUGUCAUGGCCUAACCCCAGCCCAGAGACCGUUCUGUUCUUCAGCGGACGAGUAGAACCGCCCCACGACAGCCAGGACGACCUGAGGGAUGACCUGUCGGUCAACUCCUUCUGCCGCAUGGAGGUGGACGACGACCGCGACGAGCAGCAAGUCUCUAAUUGGUCAGCGCUACUGCCCGUCCAGGCCCUGGAGGCGGAGGCUUUGCUGCGUCGUCCAAUGACUGACUCCCCCUUGCACCUGGGGGAGGGGCACGAGCCCAGCGAGACGUCACAUGACACGGCCCAGUCCUCGGACGUGCUCCACCCACGCCUCGCCUGCCCGCCGCCACCCCACACACGAAACAAACACCCCUCAGGCUCCAACGUCAGCUUCAGCCACGACACCGAGGGGGGCGAUGACGAGCUCACGCAGGACCAGGACCGCGUGGGCUGCCCCGAGGCCGAGGCGGAGGACUUUGUGUGCGACUACCACCUGGAGAUGCUCAGCCUGUCCCAGGACCAGCAGAACCCCGUCAGCAUCCAGUUUGACGACCUGGCGUGGCAGUGCCACCUGCCCUCGCUCAAGCCCCUGGGCCUGAACAUCCUGCUGAACCUGUGCAACGCCAGCGUCACCCGCCAGCUGUGCUGCUUCUCCGACCACCUGUCCAACCUGGCCCUGCAGGAGGGCCGCGGGGCCGUGCUGCCGGUGCACAUCCCCUGGGGGCUCUGUGAGCUCUCCAGGCUUAUAGGCUUCACCCCGGGGGCGAGGGAGCUGUUCAGACAGGAGAACCACCUGGCUCUGUACCAGCUCCCGGAAGACCCCCACCAGGACUCUGGGCCGCGGCGCACGCAGCUCUUCACCAAGAGGCAGCCGCCCAUCAGUCACCUCAUCUCCCUCCUCGUGAAAGACUCCUCCUCUAACAACGUGCAGAUGCUGUCUCACGGCUCAGCUGACCUCAUUCUGGAGUCCUGCACCGACUUCUGGGACGGAGCCGAUAUCUACCCCCUGUCUGGCUCUGACAGGAAGAAGGUGCUGGAUUUCUACCAGCGAGCCUGCCUGUCGGGGUACUGCUCGGCGUUCGCCUACAAGCCCAUGCAGGUGUCCCUGUCGUCCCAGCUGGAUGGGAAAUGUGUGGAGCUGGCCCCAGGACCCUGCCUGUACUCUGGGCUGGAGCUGCCCUCCACCACCCCCCUCAAACACGGCUCCCGCAGAAACAGCUGGAGCUCCGAUGAGGGUAUAGGGGAGGGGGUGGAGCGUGAGGACUGUGUCCAGGCCCUGAGCGGUCAGAUCUUCAUGGGCAUGGUGUCGUCUCAGUACCAGGCCCCGCCUGGACACGGUGCGCCUCAUCGACGCCCUCUCGUCACCGCCUGCAUCCGCUUCGUCUACUUCUCCAUGGAGGACGAGCUGCGCAGCAAGGUGUUUGCAGAGAAGAUGGGUCUGGAGACGGGCUGGAACUGUCACAUCUCCCUGACGCCCAACGGGGGACUCGCCCUACGACGCCCCCGGCCAGCCCCAGCCAGUCCCUGCACGACGACCUCAACCAAGACUCGCGUGACGAGGGCUUGAGGGUCUUCUGCUCCAGGAGGAGGAGGGGCACUCUGCCAGCUUUCCAGCCCACAGACAGCGACGUGCCCAGCUUCCUGGAGGACUGCAAACAGGGUAA